Molecule: messenger RNA, 7875 nt
Organism: Larimichthys crocea (large yellow croaker)
Lineage: Eukaryota; Metazoa; Chordata; Actinopteri; Sciaenidae
Gene: mdc1
Product: mediator of DNA damage checkpoint 1
Exons: 12
Coding region: 215-6772 (2185 amino acids)
Cellular component (GO): nucleus
Molecular function (GO): protein binding
Source: RefSeq, a predicted model, not a curated record
UGUACAUUUUUGUUUAUCUGCAGUGCAAAGCGUGUACGUGUAACCACUUUUGAAGAAGACAGCAUCUUAAUAAAGCACACUGCAUAUUAUUAUUCACAUAAUCACCUGAACAAGUUUGCCAUGCAGAUGGGCGAAUGAGAUGAAACCGUCGUGUGACAUGUCGUAAACUUCUUUCAUAGUUUUCAAGUACAGCAGACGUCCUGUCCUGUGAGGAAUGGAUGCUACUCAGAUGAUCAAUGACUCAAUCUUGGAGUCAGAUGAGGAGGAAAAUGAAGAGGAGAAUGAAAACAAGAGGGGGAGACCAUUGGCUAAAUUGUGCAUCUUAAAAAAUCAACACAUCCCUGAGGCAGAGUUGCCCCUUUUUCUGGGAGAAAAUACAUUGGGUCGUGACCCCAACACCUGCACCGUGCCCUUGCCAGCAGCCUCAAUAUCCAAACAGCAUGCUGCCAUCUGCAUCUCUGUCUACCGGAGGAGAGGUUGUCACAGUGAAGUGGACGUAGAGGCGUUGGUUUGGGACCUAGGGAGCAUGAAUGGCACCCGCAAGGGCCACUUAAAGCUGACUCCUAAUGUACGCUACGCCCUCAGUGAACGUGACCGUUUGGUGGUGGCAGACAUCCCGUGUCAGUAUGUCAGCUGUGCUGUAGACAUAGUCUCUUCUCAAGGGGACACGAUUUCUGUGAGCAGAAAUUCAGGGGUAAAGGCCAGGUUGGCAGAUGCCUCAGGAGAAAAGGGAGGUGACACAAGCACAGGGGGAAAGAAAUGUGUCAACGGAGGUACAAAAGCUAGGGUGUCAUUGCCUGAUCUGGAGGACACAGGGAAGACUCCUGUCAGAACUGGUUGUCUGACCUUUGAGCAAACCCCAACACAGCCACAGGGGACCCUGGUCCCAGAAUCUGACUCAGACUCAGAAGGAGAAAGAGGAGGUGCAAAUAGGCGACACAAGGCUCUCGUGUCAGAUUCCGAUAAAUCCAGUCCCACCUGUUCAACAUUCUUGAGUCCCACAAACAGAAUCGCCAGUGUGGAUGAAAGUCCCAUCACACCGUCCUCCUCCACUAAAAAUAGGCCUAGCAGACAUGUCAGCUUCAGCAUGGAGACAGACAUAUAUGUGGGGCGACAGCAGCUGAAGGAAAAAAAGGCACUUGUGAUUGUGGACGACAGUGAAGAGGAGGAAGAAAGAGCAGCACUAGGAGGGAGAAAGUCUGAUGGAUGCAAUGUUAGUCUUACAGGAGAAGAUGAAUCGCCUGUAUCUACAGCAGAAGUUGCAAUCCCUGCAUUUAACAUGGACAGUGACACUGAUGUAGAGGGAGAGGAGGAAGGGGUGGCAUGUACGGGGCCUGUGACCUUGAAUACAAAUCAACAAGCUGAUCAGCCACCAAACACAGCACAGUUUCACAUGGACAGCGAUACAGAUGUCGAUGAGGAUGAUGACGCCAUAGACAAAAUCCCCAAAUCUGUGCCUUCCUCUGCUGACAACACCAAACCGCCUCAUGUUAUUUCAGUUAUUCAGCCAGAGGCCAUCACAAUGGACAGUGACACUGAUGUGGAUGAUGAUGCUGUUGUGUCAGACGCUGCUUCAGAAGCAAAACCUGUGUCAUUUCAGAGCACAGAGACGGCUGACUCUGCUCCUUCAAUGCAGAUUAAAGAUUUCUACCUAGACAGUGACACAGAUGUUGAUGAGGAAGAAGAGAAGGGCAGUAGAACAAUUAAUACAUGCUCUAAAAUAGAUGAAACUCCCACAAGAUUAGAUAUCAAGUCAACUGGGGCUGAAUCUGCCGCUGUAACUGCUCACAGUUUGCAUCUAGAUAGUGACACAGAUGAUGAAACUGUCCCUGCCCCUGUGAUCAGUGAACCUUCAGCAGCAUCUGCUGUCACUAAAUCAUGCAUCGCUGAAGACACAGGAAGUGAUGUGGAUGCUCUGUCUGACAGUGACACAGAUGAUGAUUCUUGUCUGGUUAUACCUUGUGUUGCCACAACCUUGAAAUUUGUUCCUUGUAAUGCACCAGAAGCUCUUCAGUCAGAUUCUGAUGCAGACACAGAUGUGGAUGAACCUAGUGUACCCCCUGCCGGGGAUGGGGUCAAUCCAGCUGACCUCACGGUGGACAGUGACACCGAUGUGGAAGAUGAGAAGGUGAUGAGUGCUGGUGACAGCCAGGUUCCUAGCCUACAGAGAGAAAAUACACCAGGGUUGCUGGUUCCCCUUCUUCAGAACUGCUCUACUCCUGUACAAGGAGGAGAAGUGGAAGAUAUGGACACCCAGGCUUUUCUGAGUCCUUCUUCAUGUCCAUUUAGGAGUGCAGUAGCUUCUGCUGUAAGACUUGAAUCAUUAUCUUCCUGCUCAGGCAGCCAGGAGGAUGAGGAUUUUGUCGUGGCCGAGACGCAGUCCUUCAUUCUUCAGACCAGAGACUGCCAAGACAACACUCCAGAGGACCACAGCAAGCCCCCCAACCGAGCUUUUGGCCCUGAGUCUUCUGGUGAUGAAAACGGUGAACAGUCCGGCAGACAAGGGUCUUUCCAGUUGGGAUUGUCUGAUAGUAGCCAUCUGCAGGAUCAGGCUCAAGUUUUAGCCAUGGAGAGCACCCAAGCGUUUGUCUCUGUGGAAAGGGGAUUGAAUAUGGAAGAGACACGACCAUAUGCAGCCAUCUCAAAUGCAGAAAGAACCUCUGUAGAGAAUGAGUCAAAUCUGGAGGCCACACAGGAUUACGGAGAGGAAGAGGAACCUGCCAGAUGUUCAGUAACAUCUGAAAUAGAAGACCAGGUAGAUUUGGCACUAGAGGCAACACAGGCCUAUAUUUCAGAGCCCUCUGAUUCAGAGGAUAAAACAGAUGAAGAUGAGAGAAAAGACACUGCUACUCAGCCUUUAGACUUUCCUGUCUCAUCUACUCUUACCAUGAUGGAAACCCAACCGAUGUCUGUAUUUGAGGAAGAGGAGUGUUUGGAUGAAGAAAAUCCUUUUUGCUCUGGACUACAAGUUAAGGCGAGGCCACAGAAUGAAACACAAGAGAGGGAAGAACCUGAGGAAGAUGAGCCUCAGGCGAGGACCCUCAGUAAAGCUCUGUCUAUAGCUGAAACUCAGCCCAUGCAUGCAAGUGACAAUGAGGAAAGUGAUGAGGAGGACUUGAUCCCAGGUCCACGAAGAGGAAAAGCACAACCACUGCAGCCUGUAGAUGAGCAGACAGAGCCCUUCACAAGUUCUGCGUUAUCACUUGCUGAAACCCAGCCCGCGCACAUCUGUGUUGAUGAAACCCAGCCCGUGGCUACAAGUGGAAAUGUGGAAAGUGAUGUUGGAGACUCAAUUCGACACACAAACUCUGAGCUUUCUGCUGUUGAAGGUCAGCCAAUGGAUACAGGGAAAGACGGAGAAAGUGAUAAGGAGGACUCAAUUCCAGCUUUACGAAAAAGAAAGGCAAAACCUCUGCAACUUGAAGACGAGUCACAAACACUCACAAACUCUGAACUCUCUGCUGUUGAAGCUCAGCCAAUGGUCACAGGUGAUGAUGGAGAAACUGAUGAAGAGGACUCACUGCCACUUAUACGAAAAAGAAAAGCAAAACCUCUGCAACUUGACGAGUCACAAAUGCUCACAAACUCUGAGCUCUCUGCUGUUGAAGGUCAGCCAAUGGAUACAAGGGAAGAUGGAGAAAGUGAUGAUGAGGACUCAAUGCCAGUUAUAAGAAAAAGAAAGGCAAAACCUCUGCAACUUGAAGAAGAGUCACAAACGCUCACAAACUCUGAGCUCUCUGCUGUUGAAGGUCAGCCAACGGAUACAAGGGAAGAUGGAGGAAGUGAUGAUGAGGACUCAAUGCCAGUUAUAAGAAAAAGAAAGGCAAAACCUCUGCAACUUGAAGAAGAGUCACAAACACUCACAAACUCUGAGCUCUCUGCUGUUGAAGCUCAGCCAGUGGUCACAGGUGAUGAUGGUAAAAAUGAUGAUGAGGACUCAGUUCCAGGUCCAAGAAAGAGAAAAGCAAAACCACUGCAAAUCCAAGAAGAAGAGACGCAGACACUCACAAAUUCUGAGGCCUCCACUGUUGAAACUCAGCCCUUAGAAACAGACUCUGACCUGCAGCCUCAAAGGGGAAAGGGAGGACAAUCUGAGGUUGGGACCAGUGGCAUCACUAUUAGAGGUAAAACAGGGACAAGGGGAAGAUUAAGAGAAGAAGAGGGGCAGGCAGGGUCUUCUGAACUUCCCAAGAGACAGACAAGAGGGAAGAAUAAAGUGUUGCAAACUACCAGAGGAAGUAGAGGGAAAUCAAGGCCUGGCGAGGAUGAGGAGGUAGAGCGGGCUAAGCAAGCCAGAGGUAAAAAUUCCAUAAGUCAACCUAAAGAUGACGAAAAAGAGGAAGAGACAGAAGUAAACAAGCAUGCUGAAAAUAUUAACCUAAUAAAGGAACAAGAAGCAGGGAGAUUGGUAGAGGAAGGAGAGAAGGAAAGAAGGGAGAUGGAUGAAAGAGAAAGGACACAAGAGGAGAGAAAGCAGAGGAGGGAAGAACAAGAAAAAUUGGAAAGGGAAAGAAAAGAGAAGGAAGAACAAGAGGCUAGAAAUGCAGAAAGGUUAAGACUCGAGCAUGAGAGAGCAGAAAAAGAGACAAUAGAGAGGGAAAGAAAGGAACAAGAAGAAAAGGAAAGAGCUGAUAGGGCACAAAAAGAAAAAGAACAAUUGGAGAGGGAAAGGAAGAAGGAAGAAAAGGAGAGAUUAGAGCAUGAAAAGGCUGAAAGAGAAGACAGAGAGAGACUGGAGAGAGAAGAAAACGAGAGAAUAGAAAAGGAAAGAAAAGAGCAGGAAGAAAACGCAAGAUUGGAGACUGCAAAGAGGGAACUGGAAGAGAGACUUGAGAGGGAGAGGAAGGAGCAAGAACACCAAGAAAGACUAGAGAGCGAAGCAAAGGAAAGGGAAAAUAAGCCCAAAGCUCCCGCAAGAGGUCGAAGAGCAGCCAGAAGAACAACUGCUGCCACGUGUACAACAGAGCUGGAGCAAGACUCAACAAUAUCAAUCAAUGAUGAUGUCCCAGCAAGGAGAACCAGAUCUCGCUCCAACUCUUCCAACUCUGUCAACUCAGAGAUGUCUGCUUCGAGUGUUAGCACCCAGGAGAGCAGCGGGAGGGGUCGAGGCAGAGGAGCAAAGAGGACCAGUGAGCCCCCCCAGACAGCUGCCGCCAGAAGCAGCAAUAGGAGGAGGACAGUGGAUGCAGGGCCAACUCCUCAGGGAGUCCUUUUGAGGUCAAACUCUAACAACUCCCUCAACUCUGAGAUUUCCAGCUGCAGCUUGAACUCUCAGAGUAGAGGAAGAGGAGGCAGGCAACGAGGAAGGGGCCAAAGAACAGAGACAAACUCUCUUAUUAAUAGUCAGAGAGAUAAGAAUUCGGCUCCCAAAUCUCCAGCUAGAGGCAGGAAGAGCAGGAAAGCAGAUGAAUCUUGUAAUGCAGUUCCCCUUGAAGAUGAGAAAGAGAAGGCAGACUCUCAGCAGGCUAGUACCACAAGGGGGCAACGGCGAGCCAAUGCAAAUGACUCUGAACCUGCAGCUGCAGAUGAGGACGACUCCUCAUAUCAGGAGGAAGGAUGUGCCACUGAAGAAUUAGUUCCACUUAAAAAGAAUAUCAGGGCAAAAGGCCAAAAAGCAGUAAAGAGUAAAACUGUGGAGGCAUCGGUAGCUCCUGCAGUCAAUGAUGGAGGUGAGGCUAAAGGAAAAGGAAGAAAAAGAGACUUGGAGCCAAAUACAGAGGAAGAAUCAAGCAGUAGUUUCAAAAUUUCCAAAGGAACAACAGAGGCGGCAGAAGCUAAAACAAAAGACAAGGUUCCUGUCCAAGCCAAGAGGAGAGGUAGAGCAUCCACCUCUCAAGCCAAGAAACCCUCCACUGAAGUGGAGGUGAAAGAAGAGAGUGAGAGAAUGGAGGAGGAGAUUGUUGAGAGGAGAGGCAGGGGUCGGCCAUCAGCGGUGCAGAAAAAGAAGAUACAGGAGCAGGAAGAGAGUGGAUCCUCUGUCGACCAGGAUGCACAUGUGGAGUCAUCAGAGCCCCAGACUCCAAAGAGCAGUGGAUCCCGAAAGCGACAGGCCACUGCAGAUUUCUCGCCUGUGGCAAAGACACCUCGCUCCUCCUCCGCUUCACCGGCAGCUAGUGGUCGAUUACGAACUGCCAGCCAGGCCUACAAGGUGCUGUUCACAGGCGUAGUGGAUGAAGCAGGAGAGAGAGUGUUGGCUCGUUUAGGCGGCUGCAUGGCGAAAGGUGUGGCAGACAUGAAAGUUCUGGUGACUGAUAAGGUGCGCAGGACUGUAAAGUUCCUGUGUGCGGUCGCUAAAGGAAUCCCCAUUGUUACCACUCAAUGGCUGGAAAAGAGUGGGAAGGCUGGGAGCUUCCUGCCUCCUAAUCUUUUUGUUGUAAAUGAUCUGGAGCAGGAGAAGAAGUUCAAUUUCUGCCUGCAGGAGUCCCUGCAGAUUGCCAGCAGUCAGCCUCUCUUACAGGGAUAUGAGAUCCAUGUUACAAAGUCAGUGAAGCCAGAGCCAGUUCAAAUGAAAGACAUCAUCACCUGCAGUGGAGCUACCUUUCUUGCUAAGAUGCCCUCCUCUCACAAGCCUCGGACUGUAGUGAUUUCCUGCGAGGAGGACUGGUUUCUGUGUGGCCCGGCUCUCACUGCAUCUCUCCCAGUGGUCACUGCUGAGUUCAUUCUUUCAGGGAUCCUGCAGCAGAAGCUCGACCUCCAAACCAACGCACUCUCUGCCCCUACAAGCAAUCUACAACCUGCAGGAGGCAGAGGAAGGAGCAGAAAGAAGACUUAGCAACAUCAGUUUAUACUGUAAAAACUCCAGGAUCAUAGAUUCCCAAAUCAAGAGACCGGUAGAAACUAGUGAGUCAGCUGUUCGUCUGUACAAAAGACUUGAAGAAUGUGUUUUCCACAUGCAGCAAAAGUCGAGUGCUCACCCACAGGGUGGUAAACACUGCGUGCAAAGCAUUGAAGUAAUUUUACUGUGUUUUUUUUUCUGUUAAAUAUCAAAAACUAAUUUCACAUGUACAACAUCUCGUUUUAAAAAUCUACUCUUACUGUAUUUUCUUACAGUCUUAUCUUUUGAUUUAUACGUGUGGAAAAAAUUUAGUUUUUAACACACGAGCUAAAAACGCUGUUGCUGCUAUGCAGGGUGGGAAAUAAUUACCCAUUAACCAUCCUUGUCACUUUACCCCUCUCAUCCUCUCGCGUGCUCCACCCCUCUCUUUGUACGAUAACAAGCAGAGCAGGAAUUAAUGCUGUAAAAUUGCUGCUGCUCUGUGUGAGUGCUAAGUGCUUCAACUCAAUCAGCCAGUUUGGCAGGUAACCAGCCAUGAAAGCGGGAGUUGUAUAAUCAUGUUUGGGUGGUGGGAUAGGGGAACCAAUGCAGUCUGAUUUGAAAUCCAUCAGCUACGGUGGUGAUGGGAAAAAAAAGCAUUUGUUUCCUGUCCUGAUAAGAAGUGCGUAGUACCUUUUUUAUAUUGAGGUAACCAUGAAUCUACCAGUGUGUCUGUUGUUCCAUUAACCAUCACCACCGUACUCCAUUAAGGCUUCAUCCAAACCUAUUACCUCCAGGGAUGAGACACAAUAAAGGCACUUGAAUGCUGAUGCUGCUUCUACAUCAGUCUGUUUGUCCAUGGUAUACAUUUACCUUCUGUGUUCAUAUAUGUCACAAAAAGGCCAGUAAACAGAACUGACAUUUGGUUUCUUUCCUGACCUACUGAAGAUCUUUAAACUUGCUGUGCCAUUGGCGUUUUAAAGACGGACUCAUGAGCUUAUAAGUUUGGUUUCAGAACUGUCAAAUAGCUAACAUCUCGACACAAAGUUUGUAUUUGUAUGGAAUUAUGUCAUCUGUCUGUAUUACCAAUGGAAACAUUAAAUAUUUUCUAUUAUGUAUAA